AUGUCUUCCACGGGUGCUCUCAGUAGUGACAGUUCUCAAGAUGCUGCUGCUGCUGUUUCUGCUUCCAUUUCUGUUAUUCAACUUCAGAAUUCACAGUCAGUAGUCACGAAAGAUUUAGGCCGAUGGAAACCUGCAGAUGAUCUUGCCCUGAUUUUUGCAGUACAACAGAUAAAUGAUCUAGAAUCUGUAUAUCGGGGUGUUAAAUUCUCAUGUAAAUUUACCCUUCAAGAAGUUCAAGAACGAUGGUAUGCCUUGCUUUAUGAUCCUGUGAUAUCAAAAGUUGCAGUUAAUGCAAUGAAACAAUUGCAUCCUGAUAUAAUUGCUCAAGUUCAGGCAAAAACACUUUUUGGUCAAGAAGAAGAAAAUUUACUUAGUACAAUUCCAUCAACAAGUCAACCAACAAUAGAAACAUUUCAAGAAUUAAUGAAUCAACAACCAGAUGUAUUUCUUCCUUCCCGAACAGCUAAAUCUUUAUUCACUCAUUGGAAUCUUAUGAAGCAGUAUCAUUUAUUACCAGAUCAGACAGUUCAGCCUCUUCCAAAAGGCGAUCAUGUUCUUAAUUUUUCUGAUGCAGAAGAUAUGAUAGAUGAUAAUGAAUUAAUGGAACCAGCAGAUGAAGCAUUAGAACAUGAAUUAACUAUUGCUGAUCGAUGUGCAAAGAGAGACAUCCGCCAGUUAGAGAAUGAACUUCCAAAAUGGCAGGUAUUAGUUGACAGUAUUACAGGAGUAAGUCCUGCAGAUUUUGAUAACCAAACUCUUGCCGUUUUGAGAGGAAGACUUGUACGAUAUCUUAUGAGAUCCAGAGAAAUUACCUUAGGUAGAGCAACCAAAGAUAUUAAUAUCGAUGUAGAUUUGUCACUAGAAGGUCCUGCAUGGAAGAUAUCUAGAAGGCAAGGUGUCAUAAAGUUACAUAAUGGUGAUUUUUAUAUAGCAAAUGAAGGAAAGCGCCCUUUUUUUGUAGAUGGAAAACCAGUAUUAACUGGAAAUAAAUACAAAUUAGAAAAUAAUGCUGUUGUAGAAAUUGUUGGCCUUAGAUUCAUCUUUCUCAUCAAUCAAGAUCUCAUAGCUGCCAUCAGGGCAGAUGCAACCAAGAAUAUUGGCUGAUUCUGACAAAUGUCAGACGUCCGAUCCGAUCCCAUUUAAAUUUGUAAAGUGUCCAUAAUGGUGCUAUUGUUUAGACUAUGUGACCACAAUAUCUUGUUCAAAUGUGUCAUAAAACCAUGUGUAUAAAAUGUAUAUUUUGCUUCAUCAUAUCAUAUUAAAAUUUUUUCAUAACUUUUAAGUUUUGUGUGUGCACCAUUUUCAAUUGUUGCAAAUAUUCAGGAUGAUUCAU
Molecule: messenger RNA, 1333 nt
Organism: Centruroides sculpturatus (bark scorpion)
Lineage: Eukaryota; Metazoa; Arthropoda; Arachnida; Scorpiones; Buthidae
Gene: Rcd5
Product: microspherule protein 1-like
Exons: 11
Coding region: 1-1104 (367 amino acids)
Biological process (GO): positive regulation of transcription by RNA polymerase II
Cellular component (GO): NSL complex; MLL1 complex; Ino80 complex
Molecular function (GO): protein binding; G-quadruplex RNA binding
Source: RefSeq, a predicted model, not a curated record